CGCGUCUUCCCCCACUACCAUGACCGGUGGUCCCCCGCAAAGACCUGCACCACCUGCAAGUAUCGGGAGUAAUUUUACGGCAACGACGGGUGGCCCGCCGCCUAAGCCGGCGCAACCUUCGUUUCCAAAUAGUCCCGUAGGAAUCUCGUCAAUGAAAGUUGCGACCUCCGCCGUGGGUGUUGUUUCGUCGCCCCCAACUGUACCUACCUGUGGAAUAGGUAUCCCGUCAGUGGCACCAAUCGCUCCUUUAAACACAACUCCUAGGCCAAUGGCUGCCUUCAAUAUGGCACAACCGAUGCCGACACAGCCAUUAGGCAUGGUUGGUGCGGGUAUGGUUGCACCUAUGACCGGCAUCCCAAGUAUGGUACCACCCAUCGGAUCAAUAAAUACUGGUACUGGAGUCGCCCAAUCAGUAGCGUUGCCCUUGGUGUCCUCGACCACUGCGAACGGUACGCUGGUGAAUGGCGCAAUUACGCAAACGCCAGUGUCUACGAAUACACCUUUGAGUACAACGGCACGUCCGCCAAGUAUAGACAGAGUAGGCUCCGUGGAUUCUCAGCACAGUCAGCACUCGGCCGGCUCGCCGCAGUCCGCGGAGUGGGCGGUGCCGCAUCAGACUAAAUUGAAGUACACCCAGUUAUUUAAUACCUGGGACAGAACGAGAUCCGGCUUUUUGUCUGGGCCUCAGGCGAGAAAUAUCAUGGUGCAGUCGCAGCUGCCGCAACCCAUACUCGCUCAAAUAUGGGCUCUGGCCGAUAUGGACUCGGACGGGCGCUUAGGCUCCGAGGAAUUUGUCCUCGCGAUGCAUCUCUGCGACAUCGCCAAGGCCGGCGAGAGUAUACCUACGGCACUUCCGCUGGAACUUAUUCCACCCACGUUUAGACGGCAGCGUCAAAGCAGUUUAACGCUGUCUCAAAACGCGACGGAGAAUAUUGACCCAUUAGCAGGCAUGCCGCAGACUUCAUUCGAAGAUAAACGCAAAGAGAACUUUGAGAAAGGUCAAGCGGAAUUGGAACGUAGGCGUAAAGCGUUAUUAGAGAUUCAGCGGAAGGAGCAAGAGGAGCGAGAGCGCAAGGAGAGGGAGGAGGCCGACAAACUAGAGAAAAUAAGACUAGAACAGGAGAGGCGUAGACAAGCGGAAAUCGAGAAACAAAUGCAGAGGCAAAAGGAGAUCGAACAGGAGAAGGAGGAGCAACGAAAACGCGCGCAGGAACAGAAAGAGGCGGCGCGCAAGGAGAUGGAGAGACAACGACAAUUGGAGUGGGAGCGACAGAAGUCACAAGAGUUGCAGGCGCAGAGGCAAAAGGAGCAGGACGUUCUUCUCAAGUUGAAGGCGAAGAAUCAGACGUUGACCAUCGAACUUGGCACGCUUAAUGACAAAGUGAAGGAGCUGUCGCAGAAGAUUUGCGACACUCGGGUGGGAGUGUCGGGCGUCAAAACGACUAUCGACGGUAUGAGAUCGACGAGAGACACGCAGUUGCAGGAAAUGGCCGCGUUAAAAAAUAAGCUCCGAGAACAAAAUCAAAGACUGCUGUCGUUGAGUCAGGAGAAAGCGCGCAUCGAGGCGAGGAACAAACUCAACGCGGCGCAGGACGCGGCCGGACAAGAGGCUAUUAAAAUGGCCUUCGACAAUAAACAAAUUACUCUUAAGCAGAUGAAAGAUAAAAUAGCAGAUUUACAACAGCAGGUUGAUUCUAAAAUGUCCGACAUUGAAAACAAUAACGGGCAGCUCGAGGACAUCAAGACGCAGAUGAAGAAUCUAGUGGUGGAUUGUAAACAGCUCUACGUCACUUUUGACGAGAAGAAGAAGAGAGUGAUCGAGCUUCGGUCAGGCGGUAACGUCUCGGCCGCCGACUUUGCCACAUCUGCAUGGGGCGACAGCGGUUGGGCGCCUACCAGCGACACGGCUUGGCCCGUCGACGACACUACAAGCUCAAUAAACGAAGCUGCCGUUGUGGGCGUCCGUAAAUACAGAGUCCUUUACGAAUUUGUCGCGCGAAAUCAAGACGAGAUAUCGUUUCAACCUGGCGACAUUAUAUUGGUACCACCUGUGCAAAAUGCCGAACCAGGAUGGAUGGCGGGAGAGAUUCGCGGUCACACUGGCUGGUUUCCCGAGUCUUACGUGGAGCCGGUGGAUACUGUUACGACUGAUUUGGACAACGAACGCACUUUCAUACAGCAAGACAGUGUGGAGAAGAGAACGUUAGAAGGAAUAGCAGAGGUUCCCGAGAACGUGUCGGACGCGGGAUCAUUGGGGGGAGAAGCCCCGGUAGUGGAGGCUAUUACACCUACUUUAGGAUUAGGCACACCCUGCAGCAUACAAGCCACCGCUUUGUUUCCUUACCGACCUACUAUGGAGCAGCAUCUUGCCUUUGAAAAGGGAGAAACUAUCAAUGUUUCCGAGCAGCAGAACGACUGGUGGUACGGGUCGGCCAGUACCGGAAAUCAGGGCUGGUUUCCCAAAUCGUACGUGAAGGAGGUGAUCGCGAGCGGCAAGGACACCGCGGCUGACGGUCUCAAUGAGUAUUACGUUGCCCUUUACCGGUACGAGUCGUCCGAGACCGGCGAUCUUAGCUUCAAUCAGGGGGAAGUUAUGUUAGUUAUAAAGAAGGACGGCGAGUGGUGGACCGGGUGCAUAGGGAACAAAAGUGGGAUCUUUCCGUCUAAUUACGUAGAGAAGUGCGACGCUCCCAGCCAGGAUGCGUCUACUAACGUUCAGUCCGCUGCUGCUGUUGUUGCUGCAACCGCGGAAACAAAGAGCGAAGCUGACGAUGUUCCGGCGGCCGCGGAAUCGCAAGUAGAGAAAACGGCGGAGCAGCUGGAAGACGAAAGAGCAGCUGCCGAGGAUAGAGCGGAGUUACCGGACUUUACUGCUAUGGCUGCGCAGCAGUACUACAAGAGAGGCAGGAAGCCGGAAAUUGUUCAAGUUAUCGCGCCCUAUCAAGCAACAAGCUCGGAACAGUUGAACUUGCAAAGAGGACAGCUAAUAAUGAUUCGCAAAAAGACUGACAGCGGCUGGUGGGAAGGAGAGCUCCAGGCCCGUGGUAAAAAGCGACAAGUUGGUUGGUUCCCAGCGACUUACGUUAAACCCUUAACCAGCAGCAGUAACAGAAGUACACCCGUUUCCCAUGGCUAUCAAGACUCGCCAACGGAUCCGAAUAUCGAACGCGUCAUGGCUCUGUAUCCUUACCAAGCACAAAACGAGGACGAGUUGAGCUUCGAGAAGGGUGACGUUAUAUCAGUACUCGCUAAGGAGGAGGCGUCGUGGUGGAGAGGCGAGUUGAACGGCGUGUCCGGCGUCUUUCCGAGCAAUUACGUAUCACCUCUGUCGAGUGAAUUGUCGAUCGACACAGUGAUGUGUCACGAUCCCAUGGAGAGAAAACGCCAGGAACACAUCAAAGAGCUGAUCGUGACCGAGCAAGCUUACAUAGAAGAUAUGAGACUGGUGCACGAGGUGUUCGAGAAACCGCUGAUCGAAAGCUUAGUCCUAAGUGUCGAUGAGAUAGAGAGGAUCUUUAUCAAUUGGAGAGAUAUUAUCGCGUGUAACGAUAACUUCUUGAGAACUCUGAGGAUACGAAGGGACAACAGCUACAACGAAGUAGUGCGAAUGAUCGGCGAUAUAUUGUGCGAAAAUAUACCCAGGAUGUCGGCUUACAUAAGAUUUUGCAGCUGCCAAAUAUCCGCCGCGACGUAUCUGCAGCAUUUGACAGAGACCUCGCCGGAAUUCGUUCAGGUCGCGCAUGCAUGUCAGCAAGACCCGAGGACAAAGGGGAUGCCGCUGAGCUCGUUUUUAAUUAAGCCGAUGCAAAGGAUAACGAAAUACCCGCUCAUCAUCAACAAGAUCUUGGAAUACACGCCGGUCGAUCAUCCCGACAGGCAGUAUCUGCAGGAAGCAUUGGCCAAGUCCGAGGAAUUUUGCACUCAGGUAAACGAAGGCGUCAGGGAAAAAGAAAACAGCGACAGACUGGAGUGGCUGCAAACUCACGUUACAUGCGACGGCCUUGAGGAGCAGCUUGUCUUCAACUCCUUGACGAAUUCCUUGGGGCCGCGAAAACUGUUACACUUCGGUAUACUUCAUAAGUCAAAAAGUGGGAAAGAGCUCGUCGGCUUCCUCACAAAUGACUUCCUGCUGUUCGUUCAGCCGUUGAAAUUCUCCUUGAAUUGUCAACAAUUUUCGUUCGAGCGUAACGAGCAUCAGAAAUUUAAGAUGUACAGAAAACCGAUAUUCCUCAACGAAUUGUCUUUGUUCGGAGAAAGCGACGGAAACAGCAGCCUAAGCGGGAGCGACGCGGCGGACAAUUCGUCGAAAACUCUAAGACUGAAAGACCAAAAGAAGCCAAUAAUAUUAAUAGCACCGUCCACGAACGAAUGUUCCUUGUGGUCGAAACGUAUUGUGGAGGCGCGUAGAAAGUUUUUGGAAAACGAGAAGAAUUGCUUACAAAGGCAGCGGUCAAAACAGGCGCAAUUUGGGGCGUGCGGCAGAAUUCUCGUCACUGUGCUCGAAGGUUUCAACUUGAAAGCUCCAUCCGUUCGCAGGAGACCACAAGGUAGGCUGGUGCUGGUGGUGGUGGAGGCUGAAGAUCUUGCCAUUGGCAGGAAAGGAAAGUGUAAUGCAUUCUGCAAAGUAUCUAUGGGCUCUCAAGAAGAAAGAACGGGAGUCGUAUACGGGAGUGAUUGCCCUUUGUGGGACGCUUCAAUGCAAUUUCAAGUGAAAGAUCUGCUCGAAGAUACCCUUUGCAUCACCGUGUUAGAUAAGGGAUAUUAUAGUCCUGAUGAGUUCCUUGGUCGUGCUGAGAUCAGAGUGGCCGAGAUAAUGAGAGACAGCAGAAAUUCUUGCGGGCCGAUCCAGAAGAGGAUCAACUUGCAUGAGGUCGAGAGCGGCGAUGUUGUUCUCAAGCUUGACCUACGACUGUUUGGGUAAGACGCAUCGAGAGCUUCCAAUCUAAAAGUAUGCAUUUAAAUAAGACUUUAUAUAAGAUUUGUAUAAUUAAAGGCGUAAUAGAGACGA
This is a messenger RNA of Vollenhovia emeryi, 5008 nucleotides long. RefSeq names its product intersectin-1 (gene Dap160). Bases 20 to 4921 code for a protein of 1633 amino acids. The record is from RefSeq and is a predicted model, not a curated record. Gene Ontology annotation, molecular function: protein binding; guanyl-nucleotide exchange factor activity; calcium ion binding. The transcript is spliced from 31 exons. NCBI's taxonomy places the organism in Eukaryota, Metazoa, Arthropoda, Insecta, Hymenoptera, Formicidae. Gene Ontology annotation, biological process: positive regulation of Rho protein signal transduction.